AUGGUUUGGAUAAUUUUGAUAGCUUUUCAGCUUGUGCUCGUCACAUCAAACCAAUUCUAUAACCCUUCAGAACAAUUGACCGAAAUCAAAGGCAAAAAGCAGUAUCAGAAUCGGUCACCAGCAGACUCUGGAAGAUCACAAACCCAAGACAGCCUAAAUAGAGGAAACCAGAAUCAAAAUUUCUCACCAAUUGACUCUGGCUCAUUCAAAAAUCCAAAUGAGGCAGUUACGGACUCAAGAAAAGUGCAGGGUCCCAACAAAUCUCCAAUAAACCAAAUUCCAAAUGGAGGAUCAGCAGAAUAUAGAACGAGCCAAAAUCCUUAUGGCUUUCCAAAUAGCAUGAACGACCUUGGAAGAAGUAUAAAGGAUUUAAACAAUUCAUCACCGGCAGAAAGGAAGCUUCAAGAAAACGGUUGCAAUCAAGAUCAAUACCUUGACAGCGGAACUGGGAGUUGCACUGAGUGCCAUACGAAGUUCCCAAAAUGCUGGUCAUGCGAUGAAACAGCGUGCAAUUAUUGCAUUUUAGGCAAUCUCAAUGCUGAUGGAACAUGCACUGCAUGCCCAGAGGGUUGCGCUACUUGUAGCCAGACAGGCUGUAUUAGCUGCUAUGAUCAUUAUUAUAUGGACCCUGAUGGUGAGUGCUUACCAUGUGAUAUGUACUGUGAGAAAUGUAACGCGACUUCUUGCAUUAAAUGCUAUGAUAGAUAUUUUUUGAAUGAGUUUUCUUACUGCACUAAUUGCCUUUCAGCAUUUCCUUAUUGUCAAGAAUGUGACAUAUCAGGCUGUCAAGUCUGCUAUGCAGGGUAUCAUUUAGAUUCAAAUGGCAAUGAUGGGUUUGCUAAUUGCACUCGCUGCUCUUCAACUUUUCAACAUUGUGAUACAUGUGACAAAUCAGGCUGUCAAGUCUGCCUCAAUGGGUAUUAUGUAGCUCCAGACGGCAAAUGCAACACGUGCGAUAAAAAUUGUCUUGAAUGCAACAUUUUGAGGCAAUGUAUACGGUGCGAUUCACUCUUUUAUCUAGAUAGCAAUUAUAAAUGCCAGCCUUGUUCAAGUAAUUGCACCUAUUGCGAUCAAAGAGGCUGCGGUAGCUGCCAAAGGGGCUACUACCUGGACUUUGACAAUUUUGUAUGCAGCAAAUGCCCUGAUCAUUGCCAAGACUGCCAGGCAAAUCCAAGUGUAUGCGCAUAUUGUGAUGGUGGUUAUUAUUGAAGCUCUGAGGGUAAAUGCAAGCUGUGCUCUGAGAAGUUUGGUGACUUAUGCAGUAUUUGCGAUGAGACGGGGUGCCUUAGCUGUGAUUAUAACUCUAUCCCCAACUCUAACGGUACUUGCAUAUCCUGCUCAGAAGUUUAUGAAGGCUGUAGAUACUGCAAUAUGGACUACUGCAUGGAUUGUGAUUAUAGCUAUUACAGAGACAGCGAUGGAAAAUGCAAACCAUGCACUCCAGGCUGCAGACAGUGCAUCGAUUCAACGUCUUGUAUGAAUUGUGAAUAUAUGAGUACACCAUAUUCUGACGGAACUUGCGAAAAACUCAGUGAUGAAGGCAUCUAUUUAAAUGCCCUUACAAAUACUUACGGGUUUUGUUCGCAUGGAUGCAGAGAUUGCAAUAAUUCUACGAGCUGCAACAAAUGCUGAAUUUCAGGGAUGAUUAACAAUGGAGACGGAACCUGUUCUUGCCGGUCUAAUUCUUAUGUCUUUGGGAACGGCUUUUAUUGCCAGCCUUGCUCUGAUUGGGGUUGUAAAACCUGUAAAAUUGUAAGCUUGACGGAGAAUAAUGUUUGGGUCAAAUGUAUUGAGCCGGUAUCAGAAAUUAAGUGCUCAGAUCGAAAAAAUAUGAUAGAAAAUAUUUUUGGGCAGUGUGAGUGUGCUCCUGGGUAUGGAUUUGACUACUCAUCCCCAAGGAUUUGCCAGUCUUGCCCAUCUGGAUGUGCAGUUUGCAAUACUGACUUAUAUAUAUGUGAUGCUUGCUAUGAUCCUUACUAUAUGAUAAAAAGUUAUGGAACAUGCUCUUGCAUCGGAAAUAUGACAUAUAACCCAUCUACAUUUCGCUGUGAGAAUUCAGCUUCAGAGAAUUCAACAGCUAAUUGUGCAGAAUAUGGAACUUCAGGGUGCUCUAAAUGUGAGCAAGGGCAUUUUCUUUAUGAUAAUUCUGGAGUCUUAGAAUGUUUAUGUAAGAUUUUAUUUAGCUUGUUCUGAGUCCUGUAAUAGCUGCGAUCCUCACCCUGGGUGCUAUUUGUGUGGGACAACUGUAGAAAAAGAGUCAUCAACCUGCACUUCUGACAACUCAGUAGGGUACUUGACGAGCUUUGAAGAUGGCAAUUUGAUCCUUGACUUUGCGUAUGAUCUCCCAGAGCCGCUGAGUCUUAAAGAAAUUAUUAUAAAGAGUCCAGGGAAUUAUGAUACCUCGUCAUGGCGCAUGACCCAAAUUACUCCAAGACAAUACAUGAUUACUACUAAUCUUCAAGACAGUGAUCUCCCAAUCGACGUCAGAUUCAAGUUUAACCGUGGUUAG
This is a messenger RNA of Blepharisma stoltei, 2509 nucleotides long. NCBI's taxonomy places the organism in Eukaryota, Ciliophora, Heterotrichea, Heterotrichida, Blepharismidae. The record is from the annotation of a GenBank genome assembly.